Meriones unguiculatus (Mongolian gerbil) is the source of this 4213-nucleotide messenger RNA. It is a transcript of the gene Gk, whose product is annotated as glycerol kinase. The record is from RefSeq and is a predicted model, not a curated record. Lineage: Eukaryota; Metazoa; Chordata; Mammalia; Rodentia; Muridae. The coding region runs from base 262 to 2025 and encodes 587 amino acids. Gene Ontology annotation, molecular function: glycerol kinase activity. Gene Ontology annotation, cellular component: mitochondrion. Gene Ontology annotation, biological process: glycerol metabolic process; triglyceride metabolic process; glycerol-3-phosphate biosynthetic process. The transcript is spliced from 22 exons.
GCGGCCUCCCUGAAGACAAUGUCCGCCCCUUUGCCAUGCCCCCCAAGCCUCAAAGAGUGCUGGCCGGGGCGGGGCCUAAGGCGGAGAGGCGUGGCGACGCGGCCAGGCGCGGGUAAAGGGCCUGCCUAGGAGCCGCGGGAGCCUCCAGGAGAAGCGCGCUGCUUCGCUCUUGGCUAUUACUCCUCCUCCCUCCGCAGCCCUCCACAAUCACCCCGGAGACCGGCCGUGUUAAGCUCUCCAAACUAAAGCUGACUGAUUUCCAUGGCAGCCGCGAAGAAAGCAGUUCUGGGGCCAUUGGUGGGAGCAGUGGACCAGGGUACCAGCUCGACACGGUUUUUGGUUUUCAAUUCAAAGACAGCUGAACUUCUUAGUCAUCAUCAAGUAGAAAUAAAACAGGAAUUCCCAAGAGAAGGAUGGGUAGAACAAGACCCGAAGGAAAUCCUGCAGUCUGUUUAUGAAUGUAUAGAGAAAACGUGUGAAAAACUUGGACAGCUCAAUAUUGAUGUUUCCAACAUUAAAGCCAUUGGUGUCAGCAACCAGAGGGAAACCACAGUAGUCUGGGACAAGCUAACUGGAGAGCCUCUCUACAAUGCCGUGGCUGCUCCAGUUUCUCCUGGCUCUUCAGUUCCAGUUGCCGUUGUGCCCUCUGGCUCUUCAGUUCCAGCUGCUGGUACUUCCUCAGUGUGGCUUGACCUAAGAACACAACCUACUGUUGAGAGCCUUAGUAAAAGAAUUCCAGAAAAUAAUAACUUUGUCAAGUCCAAGACAGGCCUUCCACUUAGCACUUACUUCAGUGCAGUGAAACUUCGUUGGCUGCUUGACAACGUGAAAAAGGUUCAAAAGGCUGUUGAAGAAAAUAGAGCUCUUUUUGGGACCAUUGAUUCAUGGCUCAUUUGGAGUUUGACAGGUGGAAUCAAUGGGGGUGUCCACUGUACAGAUGUAACAAAUGCAAGUAGGACGAUGCUUUUUAACAUUCAUUCUUUGGAAUGGGAUAAAGAGCUCUGCGAAUUUUUUGGAAUUCCAAUGGAAAUUCUUCCCAGUGUCCGGAGUUCUUCUGAGAUCUAUGGCCUAAUGAAAAUCUCUCAUAGCUUGAAAGCUGGGGCCUUGGAAGGUGUGCCAAUAUCUGGGUGUUUGGGGGACCAGUCUGCUGCUUUGGUGGGACAAAUGUGCUUUCAGGAUGGACAGGCCAAAAACACGUAUGGAACAGGGUGUUUCUUACUGUGUAACACAGGCCAUAAGUGUGUAUUUUCUGAACAUGGCCUUUUGACCACUGUGGCUUAUAAACUUGGCAGAGACAAACCUGUGUAUUAUGCAUUGGAAGGUUCUGUAGCUAUAGCUGGUGCUGUAAUCCGCUGGCUAAGAGACAACCUUGGAAUUAUCCAGUCCUCUGAGGAAAUUGAAAAACUUGCUAAAGAAGUAGGUACUUCUUAUGGCUGCUACUUUGUUCCAGCAUUUUCAGGGUUAUAUGCACCUUAUUGGGAGCCCAGCGCAAGAGGGAUCAUCUGUGGACUUACUCAGUUCACCAAUAAAUGUCAUAUCGCUUUUGCUGCAUUAGAAGCUGUUUGUUUCCAAACUCGAGAGAUUUUGGAUGCCAUGAACCGCGACUGUGGAAUCCCCCUCAGUCAUUUGCAGGUAGAUGGAGGAAUGACAAGCAAUAAAAUUCUUAUGCAGCUCCAAGCAGACAUUCUGUAUAUUCCAGUAGUGAAACCCUCCAUGCCUGAAACAACUGCUCUAGGAGCUGCCAUGGCAGCUGGGGCAGCAGAGGGGGUUGGUGUUUGGAGUCUCGAACCUGAGGAUUUGUCAGCUGUCACAAUGGAACGGUUUGAACCUCAGAUCAACGCUGAAGAAAGUGAAAUCCGUUACUCCACAUGGAAGAAAGCUGUGAUGAAGUCAAUUGGUUGGGUUACAACUCAGUCUCCAGAUAGUGGUGACCCUAGUAUCUUCUGUAGUCUGCCUUUGGGCUUUUUUAUAGUGAGUAGCAUGGUAAUGUUAAUCGGUGCAAGGUACAUCUCAGGUAUCCCAUAAAUAUCACUUCAUGGAUUCCCAAGAUGCAAACUUUUAAGGAAAUCUGACAAUUCUGUCUCAUAAUGUAAUGAUGCUAAUCAUAGACUCUGAUUUUUUCAUAAGCCACUUGCUGCAUGAUCCUCCAAGUAGACCUAUGCCUUGAAAUAAAGAAAAUGCAGCAGAAAGAAUGUUCCAGAAACAUUUAGUGUAGUUGUUUAACAUUGACAGUUAAGGUUGGGCCAGUUACCUUUGGGGUCUGACCCCUCCACUAUUAUGAUGUCCUACACUAUUCCUUCUAAGGUCAAGGAUGAAUUUGUAUCCUGUCUAUUGAAGUAUGCCGUCCAGUAUUUCCAGAUGCUAAUGGACCUGGAUUUGAUCCUCUGCACGACAAAUGUCUGAGGAAGGAGUUGUUACUAACUUCUUCAAAAUGAGUGGCCUUUUGCUUGUGUGCUUAAAACAGAUCAGAUGUCUACUUUUCUACAUUUUGGAAGACCACAACAUCACUGACUAUUUCAAUGGACACAUCUGAGGAAUUAAUAGAUAGUGAUUUGCUUUUCUCAUAACUUGGACUUUCUGAACAGUGUUUGCCAAAACUGAAAAAUUUCAGGUAUUUUACACUGUCUCACUAAUUAUCAUGGCUUUCUGUCUGUACCUUAAUAGAAUAAUUUUUCCUUUUUUUUUCAUUUCUCCUUUUUAUAUUUUUUAUUCUGUAUGUAUAACAUACAUGCCUAUAUAUUUUAUAUACUGACAGUAGCCCAUUUAUAAAUUAAGAGCACAUUAUAUUCAGUAAAUUAUAACAGGGCUGGCCUUAAGUGGACUACUAUGUAUAUAAAUUUGGGGGGCAAUCUGUAUACAUUUUUGGGCAACGGUUAUGCAUAUUAUUUACCAAAAGAAACUUUUCUUAUACAGUCCAACAUUCGAAAUUUAGGUAUAUAUUCACUAUCAAUCAAAUAAAAUAUACUAUAUUGUGAUUUCAACGGUAUUUCUUAUGCUCUGCCAUUUAAUUAUCUCAGCUGGAAGAAAAUCAACUGUGGCAUGUAACAGUAAAUACUGUUCUCAAACAUGAGUACUAGCCCAAAUAAAAAUUUUUCUUUGAAUUGAUGUUUCCAUAUUUGAGAUCCUAUUGAAGAAUUAUCAUAAAUGCAAAAGCUAAGUAGAAAAAUGUGUUAAUAAAGCCAAUAAUCUCUUUCAAAUGUUAUUACAUGUUAAUAAGAUAUUCUUAUUUUUCUGAUAUGGUAGAAAAUUAUCCCUACUUAAUGUUAUAACUGGCAAAAAAAAUGUUAUUGCAAAUGCCUCACAGUGAAACUAAUAAUUUCUCAACUAUUUAGAAUUAUUUGUUAUAACUCAUUAACCUAGCUUCCUGACAUCAGUUUUUAAAAAUAUAUUUGUUUUGUAGUAAAGAAAUAAGAGAAUAAUACUUCCUAAUUGUUUGUCUUAUUAUAUCAGAAUGGAAAAUAUUGAUAUAUUAAUAGAAAAACUUUCAUUUGGAAUUAAUGGUAGAUUAUAUUUCCUGUUCUGAUUGUGCUGUUCCUAAUUAUUGAAUGCUGGUUUUUACUGAUCUGGCUGCUACUUAAGUGGCAUAAAUAUAGAAGGUACUGUGAAAUUAUUAUGGCAGUGGUAAUUUUAAAGUUAGUUAUAUUUCUACAAAGGCAGGUUAAGUUCAUUGUAAAUAACUGUGUAAAUCACUGUUCCAGUAAUUUUAAGAUAACAUUAAUUUUUCUACAAACUACAAGAUUUAUAAAUGUUUGAAAUUGCACCCAUCGAUAAUUAAUGGUGAAUUUAUUUAAAAUAAGUUGACACCUUAUUUCGUAUUUGCAUUUCUCAUUUACAGAUGAAAGUUCAGUUAACAGAUGUUUCAGCAGACACAAAUGCCACCUUUUAGCGCUUGUUUACAUGCACUGAGGAGCUAAGUAACAGCAGAAGUAGUUUCUGGAAUGAUAAACACCUUAAUCACUCUGUUAGAACAGACUAAACAGUUUCUACCUCAGCAUUUCCAGAAAAUACAUUGUAAAGGCCAAUGGCCAUUAUCAGUAAAAUAUCACCUGGCCGAGCCCUAUUAUAUAUCUGUAGGCUUCAUACCUUAUCUCAGCUUCUGUCUGCUUGGUUUAGCCAGUGAGGUCUGGACACCAUUGUACGUUCAUCCUGAUGUCAAUAUCUUAAUAUUUUGUUUUCCCACUGAUCGAUAAAAUAAAUCAUGCAUUAAUGCUUC